Molecule: messenger RNA, 1014 nt
Organism: Plasmodium falciparum 3D7
Lineage: Eukaryota; Apicomplexa; Aconoidasida; Haemosporida; Plasmodiidae
Product: rifin
Exons: 2
Coding region: 1-1014 (337 amino acids)
Source: RefSeq, a predicted model, not a curated record
AUGAAAGUCCAUUAUAUUAAUAUAUUAUUGUUUGCUUUUCCAUUAAAUAUAUUGGUAAAUACCCACAAAAAACCAUCCAUCACACCACAUCAUACACCAAAAAUACCAACUACCAGGCUAUUGUGCGAAUGCGAAUUGUUUGAACCUGCCAACUAUGAUAGUGACCCACAAAUGAGAGCUGUUAUGGAUAAUUUCAGUAAACAGACACAACAAAGGUUUCAUGAAUAUGAUGAAAGUUUGCAAAGUAAACGAAUGCAAUGUAAAGAUAAAUGCGAUAAAGAAAUCCAAAAAAUUAUUUUAAAAGACAAAUUAGAAAAACAAAUGAAACAAGAGUUAACCACAUUGGAAACAAAGAUAACCACUGACGAUAUACCUACAUGUAUUUGCGAAAAGUCUGUGGCGGACAAAAUGGAAAAAGGAUGUUUGCGAUGUGCAGGUGUAUUCAGUGGUGGUGUGGCGCCAAGUGUUGGAUUAUUAGGAGGAAUAGGUGUCUAUGGGUGGAAAAUGGGCGCUCCUACUGUGGCUAUGGAAUUAGCUAAGCAAGCUGGUAUUGAAGAAGGUGUAAAAACAGUAAUUGCACAAAUAAAGGGAAUUUCUAUUUUUAAUCCUUAUUUGGAAUCUGUUGAAUGUUCAAAAUACAUUACUAAAUUAAAUUAUGAUAAUGUUAGUGGUCUUAUGAAAGCUGUUCAGGCUGCGAUCAAAUCAACUGGAGAAACGUGCGAAGCUAAUAGUGGAGAUAUCGUGUGUGAGACAAUAUAUAAUAAGGUAGAAAGGUUUCUUCCAGUUGUACAAGCCGGUAAACAAGCUACUACUACCACAACAGAAACUGUUAAGAAUGCUGCAUUGGAUACUAUAGAAAGUACAGCAACUACAUGUACUACUGCUAUAACAGCUUCUAUUAUUGCAAUAGUAGUCAUAGUUUUAAUUAUGGUGAUAAUAUAUAAGAUUUUACGUUAUCGACGAAAAAAAAAAAUGAAGAAAAAACUGCAAUACAUAAAACUAUUAGAAGAAUAG